CCCGGUGGAAUCAACAUGUCCACCGCUGCUGCUCAGCGAAACAGCAACGAGGAGCCCGGGCUCCACGCCUCUUGGGUGGAUCUGGAGCUCAAUGGGAACACAGGGGCCGAGGGCGUGCAGGCCCACCUGCACAUGACACCCUCUGCCGACGACAUAAACGCAAAUGCAGAAGCGAGCCAAACCCUGCAGACCCUGGAAGUGGUGCCCGAGAAUGAUGAAAACUUCAUCGCAGGAUUAGAGCAUGUGCCGUCAUCCUCCUCCAUCCACAAUGGAGACAUGGAAAAGAUCCUCUUGGAUGCACAGCAUGAGUCCAGCCCAAGCAACUCUGCCUGUGAUAGUCCUCACAGGCCUCAAAGUCCAGAUCAGGAUGAGGGUCAGAUAAUGUUUGAUGUGGAGAUGUCCAGCUCAAGAAGUAGUCAGUCAGAGGAAGAUGGAUCAGAGAAGGACAGAGAGGACGACAUCCUGAUGAACAACGAAGUCGACUGGGUCGCUGAUUGGUCCAGCAGACCAGAAAACAUUCCACCAAAGGAGUUCCACUUUAGACAUCCUAGACGUUCUGAAUCACUCAGUAUUAGAAAGAGUGGCGCCAUGAAGAAAGGUGGCAUCUUCUCAGCCGAUAUCCUCAAAAUCUUCAUCCCUUCCUUACUCAUCUCACACAUCCUCGCUAUCGGCAUUGGGGUGUACAUCGGGAAGAGAAUUGCCACAGCCUCCACCAGCUCCUACUGAUGAGAGGAGGAAGCAGUGCCUGUAGGUUCUCCUGUCUCCAACCAUCGCCCUGUGGUCAAGAUGUCUCCCUGCACCUAUUGUACACCCACACUUCCUCCUCCUGUCUGCAUUCUGUUCCAUCGUAGCCGUUAUAGAAGUAAACACAUGACGUUAUGUGGUUGCACUCCAACAUGUUUUGACACAGAGUAACGUUGUACCCUAGCAGUCGUCACCAACUUGAAUCCCUUAGAUAACUGAUGCUGUUAGAGCUGGAAUACAUUAGUCAUCUUUUUCAACUCAAAACGAGUACGUGACAAGGAUUUGAUGUCGGACGGCUUCGGGGUGGUGUGUUUUUAUUUCUGAAAUUUCUCCCAAUUGUUUUUGAUUUGAUGUCACAAGUAAUCUGGCCUCGUCCUGGGCUGCACGUCUCCUCUGGGGUCUCAGCAGGCAGAGUGUGUACGCGCCAUAUCCCAAUACAAACCAACUGAAUUGGCUCUGGGAACAGAAGGGGUCUUUUAUUGUCGCCUUAACUUUUUCAUUUUUUUUAGCUUAACAUUCGCGGUGCAGUUAACUGAGGGUGGGCAACAAAUUGUGCUACACAAGUGGGAUUCGUUUUUUCAAUUCCACCGAUUUUUGAGCAUGGAAUUUGAAUCACGUUGACUCCUGAGCGUUUCUUUUUAAAGUUUUUAAGGUUGGAAAGCUUCAACACUGGCUCUGAAACUAACUAGACAGUGUGGCUGUUUGAGUAUAUUAUAAUGUUGGAACCAAUGAUUGAUGGCAGUUUACCAAGCCAUUUGUUAUUAUUAUUAUUUUUAUUUUUUUGCCUACAUAUCUUCUUUAAGACAUAAUAUAGCAGCAAUGGCAAAGUGCCAAAUUAAUAAUUUUCACCACCGCACAUUGGUGAUUUAAGACUGUUUCUCAUAUGUUUAAGUAUUUAAAGAUGUAGAUGUGAAACAUAAUUAAAACUGUGAUCUGCCCCAUGUAAUAGACGCCUUCUUGAUAUUGUUUAAUUUCUACUUACGUUGAUAAUGAUGCAUAUUAUAGCUUAUGCAUAGCGGCAGUGUAAUUAACGUGUCCUUGCUGUCAUUUAAUUGCUCAAGUGUCAGUUGCAGAAACCACCGCAGAGGAAGGUGUUUGCAGGGGACUCAUGUACAAGUGUUAUACAACUUUAAUCUAGUUUUCACUUUGCAAUCAUUUCACGUAGUAUGAUCAAUGAACAGAGCAUAUAGCGUGUUUAGAAUGUUGACAGAAACAGAUAUGUGAAGCAUUACCUGAAGAAGAUGCAUGUGAUUGCUGUUUAAUGAUGCUGGUUGGAAGACUGGAUGACUCUUCUGUCACUAUUUGAGGAUUGAUGACAUUAUAACCGUACAACGAUAAUGUACAGUACACUAGUUGUAGUGGCAUUCAGGCUUUAAUGCAUCAUAAGACAUACUAACUUAUAAGCUGUACAUGACAUCAUAUCAGGCUUAUGUACAGGUGAUCAGUGUGCAAUACAUUUUGAAGUUGAAUAAAGUUUGUACUGUAUACAGUGGCUGAGAUAUGAAUACUAAGGAAGUGAAUAGAACUUGAUGCAUUACUGAAGCCAUGAUAACUAAUAAAAUGCACAUAUCCUUA
Messenger RNA from Limanda limanda (common dab), 2319 nucleotides. It is a transcript of the gene bnip3la, whose product is annotated as BCL2 interacting protein 3 like a. The transcript is spliced from 6 exons. NCBI's taxonomy places the organism in Eukaryota, Metazoa, Chordata, Actinopteri, Pleuronectiformes, Pleuronectidae. The record is from RefSeq and is a predicted model, not a curated record. Gene Ontology annotation, biological process: mitochondrial outer membrane permeabilization; defense response to virus; positive regulation of apoptotic process. Gene Ontology annotation, cellular component: mitochondrial outer membrane; mitochondrial envelope; nucleus. The coding region runs from base 16 to 726 and encodes 236 amino acids.